AUGGGCAGCAUUGAUUGCAUGUAUUGGGAGUGGAAAAACUGCCCGGUGGCGUGGAAAGGCCAGUUCACUACUGGUUUCAAAAGCAAUCAUCCUUCAAUGAUCCUGGAAGUCGUUGCUGACUACCGUUUGUGGAUCUGGCAUGCGUAUUUCGGUGUUGCAGGUUCGAACAUCGACAUCAACGUUCUGCAGUCGUCGCCUAUCUUCAAUGAUGAGUGCCGGGGAGAGGGUCCAGAGAUCAGUUUCGUAGAAAACGGCACGCAGUAUCGCAUGGAAUACUAUUUGGCAGAUGGAAUAUACCCUCAAGAUGAAGGAUUUGCUGCAGAACGUUGGGCACCGGAAGAUGGUGCAAGUUCAAGUCACGGCGUUGCCUCCGCGCCGAUACAGAUGGGUGUACCACGUAGUAAUGAAUAUCUGAUCCAACGUUUCGCUGAUAUACGCAGGAGCACAGCACAUGACCAACUCCAGGUCGAUUUGAUUGAAGAGGUCUGGGCACGUAGGGGAGGCGGCGUAGCGUGA
Messenger RNA from Salvia hispanica, 516 nucleotides. The record is from RefSeq and is a predicted model, not a curated record. Lineage: Eukaryota; Viridiplantae; Streptophyta; Magnoliopsida; Lamiales; Lamiaceae.